AUGGUGGAUGGGUUCAUCGGCGUCGUCCAUGCCCAAGUGAUGACGGGAGUGCCCAGAGACGAACGAACAGAAAAAUCCAUCGCAGUGCAAAUAGAGACGAGGUUGUUAUAUUUGUAUUGCUUAGUUGAUCCGUUUGUGUUUCCUCAAUCAUAUAUAUCUCAAGGUAUGGACUUCAGGCAUUAUGUGAACCGUUUACCGAAAGAUGCAGCACUGACCGUAGUGGCUGAUUCGUGCAGCAGUGGCGGACUUAUAGACCAAGAGCCUGUGCAGGUAGGGCUACCCUACCAUCCACGUCCUCAGAAAAGUUGUCAUCCUAGGAUACUCCCUUACGAUGCUUAUCUGGCACAACUGUCAUCCAAGACAGGGCUAAACAGUCCGGACAUUGGAGUUCACCUGGUCAAAUUGUUCGAUUCGGAAGCCAGCAUCUUGUUCAGGCUGCGUCCAGAUCAGCAUCCGAAGCCGCUGAAAGCUGACCAGGGCAUUCUAUUGAGCGGCUGCGAGCCUGAUCAGAACACUGUUGAAGAUUGGGAUGAAAAUGGGUCCCCCUGUGGUGCUUUUACUAAGGUUGUGGUCGGAAUUCUCAAGCCCGUACAACGAACAAGCAACUGGUUAUCAAGGCAAGGGGUAUUUUGGGGAUCAAGGCAGAAAAUGAGAGGCAACACCCGUGUCUCUACUGCACCAGAAAGAACGUGA
Molecule: messenger RNA, 693 nt
Organism: Erythranthe guttata (spotted monkey flower)
Lineage: Eukaryota; Viridiplantae; Streptophyta; Magnoliopsida; Lamiales; Phrymaceae
Source: RefSeq, a predicted model, not a curated record